CCGUCACACUCGCAACAGUUCUAUCUGCUCUGUGGUCAUCGGUUCGGUUAAGUCGACAGGCGGGUUGUUCGUAUCGUAGCAGGCGACGAAUGUCUGCACUGUUUCCGCAAAAACGUAAAUAUAUGAUUGCUGUCGAUUAGGAGAAAAGUAAUAUCUGUUCCAAAAUAUGGACAGUAGUUCCCAACUAGCCGAGGACGCUACUCGAGGGGAGCAAGAGAAACAGGUGAGAGCCUGGCUUCGCAAAAUGCUCAACAAAGACGUCAAAUUCAAAAUGGACGAAAAAACGUCCAUCGCUUUGCGCAAGCUAAUGACUCUUCAAGAAGGUGCAGAAGCGGACGCACGUGACCAAAUUAAAGUUCUGGAGGAAAGGUCCAAGUUUUUCGUCAAAAAAGCUGAAAACCUAGAAGCUGGUCUCCGAGCUGGAAACAUUGCACCAGAUCAAUUGCCCGAAGAAGCACGUGGCACCCUUAAAGAUCUGGCACAUGCAGGAACCCUUCUAGGCUGUCAUGAUUUGGACUCAGAAAGCUUUGGAAAAAAGCUUGAAAAGCUUUGCCAACAACGUAAAAAACUGCAGGACCAGCAAUCUGAGCUGCAAGACGAUGUUGCAAAUAUCGAACAGCUCACCCAUAGGAUGGAGCAACACCUGUUGGAUGCGGCCAACAAAGACAUGCAUACUACAGCAGCAGAUGAAGAAUGCAAACUUAGAAGGUGGAAAAGACACGAGAUGAAAUACAGGUCAAAAGUGACCAAGCUGAAGAAACAUCCAGUCAGCAGCAAAAAAAUGCCAGACCUAGACCACAUCAUUUCUAUCUCCAAGAAGCUCCACAGACUUGAGCUACGAAUGAAGGAAGUUGAAAACGAGCUGCCCACACUUGACCUACCACCGGAUGAGGACGCGAUCAAGAUCGCACUUGAUUCUGUGACUGACCGUUGUGAAGAGUUGGACAAGGCCUUCCUAAAGAAGUUGGAACAAAAGCGAGGUAAACAGUCAGAAGAAAAGACAACAGCGUCAUCAACAAACUAGUUCAAGAAUCUGUCUUCUACAAGACCACAACUGGAGCUUGUCUGCUGCUCAGUACACCAGAUUCAAGAAAACCACCUGUUACGUGCAGCUAGUACCAGCACUUGAAAACCUGCAGUUUGCUCUGCUGUCAACAAUUCCUAUAUUUGCUCAAAUUGUUCUUUUACUUAAUUGCACCUCAAGAGUGCUUGUAACGUGUCGUGCAUCAAAUAAACUAUUAAAGAAUCUUUC
Dermacentor albipictus is the source of this 1252-nucleotide messenger RNA. Its product is annotated as ELKS/Rab6-interacting/CAST family member 1-like. The record is from RefSeq and is a predicted model, not a curated record. Gene Ontology annotation, cellular component: HAUS complex; cytosol. Gene Ontology annotation, biological process: spindle assembly. NCBI's taxonomy places the organism in Eukaryota, Metazoa, Arthropoda, Arachnida, Ixodida, Ixodidae.